This is a messenger RNA of Adelges cooleyi (spruce gall adelgid), 639 nucleotides long. RefSeq lists its product as uncharacterized. The transcript is spliced from 3 exons. Bases 197 to 625 code for a protein of 142 amino acids. NCBI's taxonomy places the organism in Eukaryota, Metazoa, Arthropoda, Insecta, Hemiptera, Adelgidae. The record is from RefSeq and is a predicted model, not a curated record.
UAUUUUCAGUCUUAACGUGACUCUCGCGCGAACGUGACACACGCAGUGCAAUACCAGAAACGGGAAAAACAAAUUACUUACAAGUUUAAGUACAAAAACACACGGUUUUAUACUUGGAUUUUUUUCGUUUAGUCAUAAACUGUGCUUGAAAUUAUUGCAUUUUCGUUUCAAGUUCCAACACAAGCAACGCUCAACCAUGAAUGGAUAUUGGAAGUAUAACAAACUGUAUUGUGUCGUAACAACUUUAGUAAUUUUAUGUCUACAAGUGUUCAACGUACAAGCGGGUAUUUCGUCGAUAUUGCUUAAUAUUGAAUCGGGUUUAAUGCCAACAAAACAACCUUCGACGGAAAUAAGUAAUACUGUUACGGAUGUCCCCGCGAUGGCUCGAAUAUUUUAUUCAGCGAUUGGCGACUUGGUAGAAGCCGUACCGAUAUUCCCAAUCACUUUCAACGUUCCUGACAUGGUGACCGCCUUUGGAGGGCUUCUUUCUGGAAUGGUUGGCUACAUAACAGGCAGUCAAGGUAGCGGUGACUCAGAGCCCAAAGACGUUUUGGGACUCAUGGCCAAUCUCUACCGAACUAUUGCCAUACAAGAGGACCUGCACGACAUUGAGUUUUUGACGUAGACUCGACUUAAAAA